ACCCGACUGUUUACGACGCUUAUGGAGGGACAAUCAUGAUUCGUAGCAAAUCUCAACUGAAGACGUCUUUUUCAGCAUUACGCUAUGUCUGUCGUAGCAAAAACAGUAUGCAAAGCCUUUGAACGUAUAGCUCCACUUCGUCUUGCCGAGUCUUGGGAUAAUGUAGGAUUGAUACUAGGUGAUCACGUUUCGGUUGGUAUUUCCAAUGGAUACUGUUACUGAUAGUAAUACGCGAAGAAUCGCCGUUCAAACGACCCAAUGCCAACAGGAUCAUGUUAACGAUCGAUCUGACACCAGCUGUCCUUGCUGAAGCUUUAGCAACGCCAACCGCAUUUGUUAUAGCUUACCACCCGCCCAUUUUCAAGCCUAUAUCCUCGCUCACACUCUCUUCUCCCUUACAAACAUCCAUUCUCCUACUUGCCGCUCAAGGUAUAUCGGUAUUCACCCCUCAUACUGCCCUUGAUUCUGCAUGGGAGGGAAUAAAUGAUUGGUUGGCAAAGAUCGCAAUUGGUGUAACGGAAGGUCGAUCUCCGGGUGCAGGUGGAAGUGUGUCAAUUCUAGGGGAGAUGAAAGGUCCAGAUGAGGGUGGAUUGGGGAGACUAGUAUUACUUGACGAGCCCGUCGAGAUCGACGUUUUAAUUUCAAGAAUCAAACGGCAUCUUAACCUUCACCAAGUGGAAGUAGGAUUUCCUGCCACCGCCAAACCGAUACGCAGAGUAGCCAUCUGUGCUGGUGCUGGAGGCUCGGUUCUAGCCGGCGUGGAUGCCGACGUAUACUUCACAGGAGAGAUGGCUCAUCACGAGGUUUUAGCCGCUGUUGCUUCCGGGAGAUACGUCGUUCUUUGUGGACAUACUAAUACAGAGCGCGGAUAUCUCCCUGAACUCGCCCCCCGAUUAUCACGUACAAUUUCCGAGCUUAUCCAGAGCGGAUCCGACAUCGACACUGGUUUAUCAGAAGACGAAAAGGAUCAAAUCAGGAACAUGAAUUUGGAAGUCGUUGUCAGCAAGGCAGAUGAGCAUCCUCUGAAGUACAUGUAGGAAGCUGUACGUUCACGUUGGAGCAGGUUAUGUCCCCUAAAACGAGGCUUUCCUUUGUGGUCUGUUAAUCGUCUUUAGUGGCAUAGGCAAUUGAAUUGAAGGGAUGAAUUCUGCCUAGUUGAGUCAUGAUCGUAAGUCGAUCGCGAUCUAGUGGGU
Messenger RNA from Serpula lacrymans var. lacrymans S7.9, 1193 nucleotides. RefSeq lists its product as uncharacterized. Gene Ontology annotation, cellular component: cytoplasm; mitochondrion. Bases 273 to 1037 code for a protein of 254 amino acids. The record is from RefSeq and is a predicted model, not a curated record. The transcript is spliced from 6 exons. NCBI's taxonomy places the organism in Eukaryota, Fungi, Basidiomycota, Agaricomycetes, Boletales, Serpulaceae.